Molecule: messenger RNA, 345 nt
Organism: Dentiscutata heterogama
Lineage: Eukaryota; Fungi; Glomeromycota; Glomeromycetes; Diversisporales; Gigasporaceae
Source: the annotation of a GenBank genome assembly
AUGAUAGCUUUUAAGAAUAUUGGAUUAGACAUAAAUUUUAAUUAUUUGAAUUCAAGAUCAUCAAAUUCAAAUUCUAACAUUAAUUCCAACACCAAUUCUAGUACUAACCCUUUACCUUUAUUUAACAAACCACCUACUGUUGCCUCUAAUGCAUCGGCUCAACGUCAUGCAUUGGAAUUAACUCAAGAAGCAAAAUCUAAGAUUGAUGAAUAUAAAUGUCUAUUGAUUUAUACUAGUGACAAGGACCUUCGAUAUCAAAUCUAUGGAAAAUUAAAGAAUACCCAUGAAACUAUUGCACAAAAAAAAAAGCAUUUCAAUUUGCUUCAAAGUCAUGCCACGGCUUAG